ACAUUUGGCAUUAAAUUAUUACCUGCUGCACCUCAACUUCUCUGAAGUACAAGGACUUCUUUAGUACUACUUAGCUUUGGCAAAUCAACCCAACCAAAGAUGAAGACGGCGAUCCUUCUCCUCUCUGUUGCGAUGGUGCUAUUUGACUCUGGAACUCUGCCGGCCAACGCUGCAGCGCACCGGCAGCAUAGAAGUCACGAUUCCAAUUUAGAGGCAAUUAUUAGCCUGGCCGGACAAUACACACACACUCUGUCAGAGGAACUUCUGGAAACAUUACUCGUAGAUGUAACACAUUUGACUGCGACCACCACAAAGUGCAAGGAGUUCUUCUGCGAAGCUGAGACAAUCUUGGCCUCCGUGAAAAAUGAUGUGUUUGGUGAGGAGGGAAAGAUUGUCCGACAUCUGAGGGUUUACAACAAACUUCAGAAGUGCACCGUUGUGAAGAGCCAAGACAACCAGGUGGAGCUGAGGAGACUUCUCCUCGACCUAAAAGAAUGUGGCCAAAAAAUCAACUCCAAACCAUGAGAUCUACACCAUCUCAACACAAUGCUAAUCUGCUUAUUUAUUGUUUGUUGACCGUUUUAUUUAAGUUUAAAGUGGCGUUAAAUGACUUUACCAAGGGAAGUAUUUUAAUUAUAUAAUGUUUUUUUAUUUUACCUGAGUAGCAUAUUGAUAAUCUAAUGCACACCUGUUAAUAAUAUGCAUCAUUUUAUAUUACAAUAUUUGUACUGAAAUAAAGGUUUUUCAUGACUAAA
Molecule: messenger RNA, 755 nt
Organism: Oncorhynchus kisutch (coho salmon)
Lineage: Eukaryota; Metazoa; Chordata; Actinopteri; Salmoniformes; Salmonidae
Exons: 4
Coding region: 100-525 (141 amino acids)
Source: RefSeq, a predicted model, not a curated record